AUGAUACAGCCUGUUGCUCCCAAGGAUUCAGAUCUCAUUUUAUCUGGGGGAGAAACUGGGCAGCAUACUAAUGACACAGGGGAGGGGAAUGUAGAAAUCCUAAUGGAGAUGGAAAACCAAGAAUUGGCAACUAAAACCACUGUUGAGAUGGGAAUUACAAGUAAGCCAAAGGUAGCUGCAGGAGGAAAGACAGGGGCUUCAUGGAAGAGGAAGCAGAACAAUACAGGCAGAUUAUUAAGAAUGUCUGAGCAGCCUACAAAUAGUUCCCUGGCUAUUGAGGUAUCUAAAGGGGAGAAGAUUAAUAAGACUUUGAAGAGAAACAGAGAACUUGUGAUGUAUGGUGGGGGCAGUUGUUGGCUAAUAAAUUCUGUAUGCAAGUGGAAGCCAAAGGAGCAGGUGUUAGAGAGUGGUGCUGGUUGA
Molecule: messenger RNA, 420 nt
Organism: Striga asiatica
Lineage: Eukaryota; Viridiplantae; Streptophyta; Magnoliopsida; Lamiales; Orobanchaceae
Source: the annotation of a GenBank genome assembly